This is a messenger RNA of Ruditapes philippinarum (Manila clam), 2611 nucleotides long. RefSeq lists its product as uncharacterized. Gene Ontology annotation, molecular function: zinc ion binding; ubiquitin-protein transferase activity. The transcript has a single exon. Lineage: Eukaryota; Metazoa; Mollusca; Bivalvia; Venerida; Veneridae. Gene Ontology annotation, biological process: positive regulation of DNA-templated transcription. Bases 237 to 2060 code for a protein of 607 amino acids. The record is from RefSeq and is a predicted model, not a curated record. Gene Ontology annotation, cellular component: chromatin; nucleoplasm.
AUGUUCAAUCUUUCUCCUUAAGUAAAAUAGUUAUUCAUGUAGCAUUAACCUGGCAACGUUAUGACGUAGCUUAUCUUAUCAACUGCUUUUUUUAAAUCCUCUUUCAAUACCCCACUUGAAAAGCAAAUAAUCUAUCAGUGGGUAGGUUUAUACUUCCUGUUUUUCAACAAUUUUAAACACAACUUAAGGAUAGAAAGUUCUGUGUUGUAAAUUUUAAGUUUGAAACAAAAAUAAUCAUGGCACAAUCCAGGAUAGACUUCAGUGCUUCAUCUACAGAUGACUCUGAUGAAGUUCAGGAAAUGUUUUGUGAACAUUGUGAUAAACAUGACAAGCAAUAUGUUCCUGCUGAAGGAUUUUGUGAGGAAUGUUUUGAGUACUUGUGUGCUAUAUGUGUAAAAUUUCAUAAAAGAUAUAUGGUCUCCCAUACCAUCAAGGAUAAGGAUAACAUGCCACAGGAUUUCUGUCUAGAGAAAUGUUCUGUUCAUCAAGAUGAAUUGGUCAAGUUCUACUGCCAAGCUUGCAAGAAAUUUGCCUGUACUGAAUGCAAGACUCAGGACCAUGGGACCUGUAGUAUAGUCAGUCAUUUGCCAGCCCUUGUUCCAGGGAUUGAAAACAGCCAGGAAAUUAAAGAACUCACUGAAAAUCUUGAUAUGUUAAUGAAGGAUUUGGAAAAUACAGAAAAACAUGUAAACAUAAACAUGACAUAUGUCGCUUCACAAGAAACAAAGAUAUUAGAUACAGUUAUGGAAAAAAAGAAAGAAAUAUUGUCAGUGUUUGAAAAACAUCAGACAGAUAUAAUUCAAAACUUUGAGAAAAAAAUUAAAGAAACCUUACAAAAACUUGAAGAAGAGAAAAAAAAGAAAAUUGACAAAUUACAAGAGAAUCAAAGGAAAUUAGAAAAGUUAUUAAAUGAAGAGGAAAAUGAAAUAAAGAAGAAAAUUGAAAUCAUAAAAAUGAAUGACAACAAAAAUUUGCAGACAAUCACUGAAGAAACCUCAAAAAUGAAAACAAAACUAAACAGCAUAUCAACAGAGUUGGUGCAUCAUCAAGGUACAGAUCAAAGAUGUCAAAUGUUUGUUGUUAUGAAGAAGGGGCAGAAAAUCAUUGAUCAAUUGAAGCCAGAUGCAGAUAAACAAUGUAAAAACAAUUCAAUUCAUUAUUACAAAGUUGAAUGCAAAGCUUCUGAACAGAUUAUUACCAAUUUACAAGACUGUGACAAAAUUUUUACCUAUCAAGAAAUACAUGAAUCUGAAGUACAAAGAACUGCUAGUUAUUACACAGAUAUUAAAUUCAAAUGUCACUCCUGGUCAUUUUUAUGCUUGUUAACAGAAAACUGUCUUUUUAUAAGUAACCCUGAAUCUUCAAAGCUGAUUAUUUUCAAGGAUUUGUCAGUCAGCACUUCAUCAUAUGAUACAAUAGACCUGCCUUCGUACCCUUGGGCUGUUGCUAAAGUUGACAAUAACAAAGUUGCUGUCACAUUUCCUAGACUUGGAACAGUAAAACUGAUAACAUUCUCUAAGUGUAUGACAGUGACCAACACUGAAGAUAUAGAAGUAGGAGGAGGUUGCCGUGGUGUUGCCUAUAGUAACAACAAGCUUAUAGUGUCUUACCUAAAGUUUCCAGCAACAGUGAAGAUACUUGACAUGUCUGGUAAAGUAAUAAAAACAAUUGAUAAAGAUCAGCAUGGGACAUGUCUAUUUGCUAAUCCUUAUAACUUAACAAUCAGUGCAGACAACACAGUUAUAUAUGUAUCUGACUAUAUGAAAAACUGUGUGUUAGGUUUAACUUUUGAUGGGAAAGUCAAGGCCAUUUACAAUGAUGACAAGCUGAAUUGGCUUUAUCAACUGACAGUAGAUAGGUCUGGGGCAGUGUUUGUAUGUGGACGUUUGUCACACAAUAUACAUCAAUUAUCAUCUGACCUGACCAAGGUGAAGAUACUGCUGGAUAAAAAACAAGGAAUAUAUAGUCCAACAGGUGUGGCAUACUGCCAGAAUACAAACAGAUUAUAUGUGAGUCAACAAGAUGAUAACAUUAAAGUGUAUGAUUUAUCACUGCUAUAAAACUAUUUCUAUCUGAAAAGCCUGCAGGAAAUACUUGAAAAAUAUUAUAUAUAGAAUUUCAUUCCAUAUUUCUUUGAAUUGCAAAAGGAUUAUAAUGAUGAAUUUUAAAAUAAAAGAUGUACAUGUAUGUAUUAUAUUUGUGUCUUUCUUGUAGUGGUGUCAUAUUUAUCUGUUUAUAUAGGUUUGAUCGUUAGCCAAUAACUGGUUAGAAAAUUCAAUAACUGGUAACCAGGCUCGUAUUAGGCGAACAACUGAAGAAAUUUCAAUUCCAAAAAAAUACAUUUGUUCUUCAUGACAAGAUAUGACAUUUUGUUUGUAUUUUAUUUGUAUUUUUCUGACUGCACAGCUGUCUUAUAGUGAAAUAGACAAUAGUUAUUCCAUUAUUGGAUAUGUUUUGUAACCAUUGUUGAGUACAACAAAAUACAAAUUUCAAAGUGUUAUUUUUUAGUAUUGAAAUUAUACAAAUAAUUACUAAUAAUAAAAUUUUAAAAGUUUGCAAAUAAGGUGCUAUAAACAAGGCCAACCAAUAUCUGUAUCCCAAUUUCUCUAGG